Molecule: messenger RNA, 591 nt
Organism: Guyanagaster necrorhizus
Lineage: Eukaryota; Fungi; Basidiomycota; Agaricomycetes; Agaricales; Physalacriaceae
Product: ER to Golgi transport-like protein
Exons: 5
Coding region: 110-484 (124 amino acids)
Biological process (GO): vesicle-mediated transport
Source: RefSeq, a predicted model, not a curated record
CUCUUUCUCUGCCGUUUUCCGAUAUCGUUGAUAAUUCAUUUUGCCGUCAAAAUCCACGUUUCCUGCGGUGUCUGGGUGUGCAGGCUGGUUGUUCCUUUUUGCAGUCCUCAUGGCUGCCGGACUGCUGUUUUGCAUGGUGUUCUUUAUCAUCAUGUUCUCGGACCUGGAAUGCGACUACAUAAAUCCCAUAGAUCUUUGCAACAAGCUUAACCAAUUCGUCCUUCCUGAAAACAUUGCUCAUGCAUUUUUGACCCUGCUUUUCCUGCUCUCUGGACAAUGGACCGCGUUCCUUCUGAACUUACCAUUGGUGGUCUUUAAUGCAAACAAGAUACGAAACAAAAAUCACAUGUACGAUGCCACGGAGAUAUUCAGGUCUCUUCCAGGACACAAAAAAGAGAGCUUCAUCAAGCUUGGGUUCUAUCUGUUAUCAUUCUUCUACUAUCUCUACCGAAUGAUUGUUGCACUCAUUGCUGAGAGUGAGUGAGAAACGGAUGAAUGGAGGAGUGAAAGGGCAUAAUGCUGCCAUCUGCAAAGUCACUUAUAAUCAAUGGAAUAUCCACACCCUGAAAGUCGGUGGAUGGGCAUCCUGUC